This is a messenger RNA of Humulus lupulus (European hop), 905 nucleotides long. Its product is annotated as MLP-like protein 43. NCBI's taxonomy places the organism in Eukaryota, Viridiplantae, Streptophyta, Magnoliopsida, Rosales, Cannabaceae. The record is from RefSeq and is a predicted model, not a curated record. Gene Ontology annotation, biological process: defense response. The coding region runs from base 127 to 618 and encodes 163 amino acids. The transcript has 2 exons.
GUAUAAAAGGGCGAUGGCGAAAGCCUUAGCCUUACAAGUCACACCAUAAUCUUCAACAUUUCAUAUCAGAACUCAUUGAAAGAAACAUAUAUAUAAGUUUUGAACUUGGCUACUGUUUAAACAAAAAUGCCGUCGUCCGAUAUUUGCAAGCUGGAGACUGACGUAGAAAUCAAGGCUUCUGCUAAAAAAUUCCAUGACAUGUUCAGGCAUAAACCACACCAUAUCCACCAUGCUAGCUCUGACAAGGUUCAGGGUUGUGACUUACUCGAAGGUGAAUGGGGCCAAGUGGGGUCUGUCGUUUGCUGGAAAUUCUUCUAUGAGGGGAAAGCUAAAGUGUCAAAGGAAAUAGUGGAAGCCAUAGAUGAGGAGAAGAAUUUAAUCACAUUCAAACCGAUUGAAGGAGAUCUUCUGGAACACUACAAGAGCAUGAAUUUCACAAUUCAAGCUACUCCCAAAACUGAUGGCAAGGGAAGCGUAAUACACUGGACUAUCGAGUACGAAAAGCGCCAUGACGAAGUCCCAGACCCGCACCCCAUGAUUGAGUACCUCGAGGAUCUUUCUAAAGAUCUCGAUGUUCAUCUUCUCCAGGAUAUAUAUAUAGCCAAACCACAAAUCUAAAGCUGCAACGUUUAUGGCCCUCUAAAUAAUGUAAGGUUUGAGUAUAUUUGUAUAAAUAGUUGGUCGUAAUACGUCGUUUGGCAUGAUGAUCUUGUUAUCAUGAUACGUAAUUACUUGCUAUAUAUUGUUAUCUCUAUAUGUGUAUUUGAGUGUUCAUGCACGUUUAUGUUCUUGCCUUUAUUUGGAAAUAUAUUCCAGUACGUAACUGUUUACUUCUUUAUGUAAUUCUCUCUCCUAGCAAAAAUGCUUCUCAGGCGUCAAUUUUGGGAAGUUGGUUUUCUGCAUAA